Messenger RNA from Trifolium pratense (red clover), 2637 nucleotides. RefSeq lists its product as uncharacterized. The record is from RefSeq and is a predicted model, not a curated record. The transcript is spliced from 4 exons. NCBI's taxonomy places the organism in Eukaryota, Viridiplantae, Streptophyta, Magnoliopsida, Fabales, Fabaceae. The coding region runs from base 1 to 2637 and encodes 878 amino acids.
AUGGCUUUUGUCUUACAAGAUAAAUGUCGGGGACUCAAAAUUAAACUUAAGGAGUGGAAUAAGGAGGAGUUUGGGAAUGUGGAGGAGAGGUUAAAAAAUAUUGUUGAAAGUAUUAAAGAGUUGGAUAUUAGGGGGGAGUCGAUGGGGCUGGAUAGUCUUGAGGUGACGCGUCGGAAGGAGUUGUUUCUAGACUUUUGGAAAUUCCAAAAAUGUAAAGAAGUGGAGAUUUUCCAACGAUCAAGAUCGAAAUGGCUUCGUUUAGGUGAUACUAACUCCAAAUAUUUUCAUGGUUGUGUGUUAGCUAGAUCGAAGAGAAAUAAUAUUUCCGCGCUUAAAGUUGGUGACAUUUGGCUAGAAUCCCCUUCGCUUGUUAGGGAUGCGGUGGUGAAUUUCUUCCAAAAUCAUUUUGCGGCUACUAGUAGCAUUAGGCCGAAUUUGGAUGGGGUUGACGGUAACAAAAGCCCCGGGCCGGAUGGUUUUAAUUUUGCUUUUUUGAAGUCUAAUUGGGAGCUCUUAAAGCAUGAAAUCAGAAUUUUGUUUGACCAAUUUCAUGGGAUAGGGAAGUUACCGAAGAGUUUGCUUUCUUAUUUUGUGGCUUUAAUUCCGAAGGUUAACUCCCCUUUUGGUUUGGGGGAUUUUAGGCCUAUCUCCUUGCUCGGAUGUUGGUAUAAGUUAAUUGCAAAAGUGUUGGCGACGCGGUUGGCUUGUGUUAUGAAGUCGUUAAUAGCGCCGAACCAAUCGGCGUUUAUUAAAGGGAGGAAUCUUGUAGAUGGUGUUUUGGUGGUUAAUGAGGUGGUGGACUUGGCUAAAAGAACCGGGAAGGAAUGCCUUAUUUUUAAAGUAGAUUUUGAAAAGGCCUAUGACUCCGUGGUUUGGGGCUUUUUGGAAUACAUGCUUCGGAGGUUUGGUUUUUGUGAGGUGUGGAUCGGUUGGAUUCAAGCGUGUAUCUUUGGUGGUAAUCUUUCGGUUCUUGUUAAUGGUAGUCCGACGGGAGAAAUAAAUAUUCAAAGGGGGCUUAAGCAAGGGGACCCUUUAGCUCCUUUUUUGUUUUUGUUGGUGGCGGAAGGUUUUGGCGGUGCUAUGAGGAGAGCGGGGGAGCUUCAUUUGUUCAAAGGGUUUUCUAUUCGGAGUGGAGGGCCGUGUCUUCCUUUUAAAUACCUUGGUUUACCGGUGGGGGCGAAUCCUAGAAGAUUGGCUACUUGGGAUCCGUUGGUGGAGAAGAUUCGGAGGAAGUUGAACUCUUGGGGGAAUAAACACAUAAGCUUAGGAGGUAGAAUUGUGUUAAUUAAUUCGGUGUUGAAUUCAAUACCAAUCUUUUAUAUGUCCUUUAUGAAGAUGCCGGCUCAAGUGAUUAAAAAAGUGACUCGUAUCCAAAGAGAUUUUCUUUGGGGAGGGGUUAAUGGUGUUAAGAAACUUAGUUGGGUUAAGUGGAAGGUGGUUUGUCAACAAAAGAAGAAAGGGGGCCUCGGUAUAAGGGACCUAAAGAUGACUAACCUUAGUCUUCUUUUGAAGUGGAGAUGGAGACUUUUACAAAGAAAUGACACGGCGCUUUGGAAGGAGGUCUUGGUGGCGAAAUAUGGGGAUUAUAUAUUGCAUGAUGUGAAUUGGUCAAAUGGGUCUUCUCCGUCUUUUGCUUCUCUUUGGUGGAAAGAUAUUCGCGAUUUGGAAGUUUGUGUAGAAAAUAGAAAUUGGCUUUCGGAGGUGAUGGAUAGAAGAAUUGGAAAUGGAGUGUUUACUCGUUUUUGGGUUGAUAAAUGGGUUGGAGAUACUCCUCUUUGUGUUAGUUUCCCGCGGUUGUUUUCCCUCUCUUUGCAAAAACUUGCUUGUGUUAGUGAGGUGGUGAUUAACGGCGAGAGUGGUAAUCGAAGGUGGAAUUUGCUUUGGCGUAGAAAUCUUUUUGCUUGGGAGGAGGAGAGUGUUAUCCAACUUGUGGGGGAGUUAGAAAAUGUUACUCUUUCUCGUGAAGAGGAUUGUUGGUGGUGGAAGUUAGAUCCGGAAGGCGGUUUUUCGGUGAAGACCGCUUAUGAUGCGCUUUUGCGGGAGCUUGUCCCGGGUCCUAUUCUUACUCCUUGGGAGUUGAAGAUUUUUGAAAGCAUUUGGGAGAGCCCGGCCCCCUCUAAGGUGAUUUCUUUUUCUUGGCAACUCCUCCUUGAUCGUGUUCCAACAAAGGAAAAUCUUCUCUUAAGAGGUAUUAUCCAACAACCUUUGGAGGGAAAUUGUGUGUGGUGUGAUACUUUGUCGGAAUCAGCUAGCCAUUUGUUUCUCCAUUGUAGAGUGGCUCAUGUGGUGUGGUAUGAGAUUUUCAAGUGGUUAGGAGUAGUGAUUGUAAUGCCGUCAAAUGUUUUGCUUUUAUUUGACUGUAUGAGUGAGGCAGCUAGUUCGAAGAAAUCAAAAAAUGGGUUUAGAUUGGUGUGGCAUUCGGUCCUUUGGAUUUUGUGGAGAGCGCGGAAUAACAAGGUGUUUAAUAAUAUCGCGGUAGAACCGGUGGAUAUUAUUGAUGAGGUAAAAGUUAUCUCGUGGAAGUGGAGUGUGGAGAGAUUGAAAAUAGCACCGUGUCUCUUUUACGAAUGGCUGUGGGAGCCCGGUAUUUGUUUCAAUAGUGGCUGCCUUCUUUUGAUUUUGAGGUGGGUGCUUUAG